UUGCCAUCAAACGAAAAGAUUACCCGACCCAGUCCCUUUUCCAGUCGUUGAAAUUGGAAAGGGGUGUGUCGCAUUUUAGCAACCGAUUCACAAACAACAUCGUGCUUGUCUCCUACACUUUCUCCUUCCGUUUACACGAAUUCAUUCGAUUAUUUCUUGCGAAUCGCCCUCCUAGCCAUACUCGAUGCUUCAGGGAUUUUAACGAGAUCCGAAUCGGUAAGCAACUUUCUUGAUUAUGGUCGCUUUUGUUCUUCGACUGUAUAAAAUUCAUAUGAUAUAAAUGGAUCCAGUCCAAACAAAUUUUGGUUAUUUCGCGGACGAGAUUAUCCUCGAAAUACUAGCAAGAUUACCCAUCAAAUCCCUGUUUAGAACCAAAUGCGUAUGCAAACUCUGGUACAAAUUAGCCUCACACAAAUCAUUCACACAAAUUUAUAAUGAAUCAUCUGUGAAAAACGUCAUGGUUCUUGUGGAAGUUACAGAAUCGUCAAUAGAAUCAACAUCAAGUCUGAUUCUCAUUGAUAACAAGAGAGGUGUGUCUGAAUUCUCAUUGGAUUUUAUCAAAGACAGAGUCAAAAUUAGGGCUUCUUGCAAUGGAUUAUUAUGUUGUUCUAGUGUUCCCGAUAAGGGUGUUUAUUAUGUUUGUAAUCCUAUGACUAGAGAGUUCAAAUUGCUACCCAGGGUUCGAGAAAGACCCAUAACUCGGUUUUACCCUGAUGGUGAAGCAACCCUUGUGGGUGUUCCUUGUGAUUUGUUGAACAACAGAUAUAGUGUCGUUUUGGCUGGAUAUCAUCGCAUGUUUGGUCAUAGACCCGAGGGUAAACUAAUAUGUUCUGUUUAUGAUUCUGAGUCAAAUAAGUGGAGAAAAUACGUAUCUGAUCAAGAUGAUCAUGGUUUCACCCGUAUGAAUCGCAAUCAGGUUGUGUUUGUGAAUGGUUCACUUCAUUGGAUGACUCAAACUUUUGCUUACAUUCUUGUUCUUGAUUUAAAUUUUGAUGUAUGGAGAAGGAUAUUGUUGCCAGAUGAAAUGGGAUGUGGGAAUGGAAGUGGGAAUAGGGUUUACUUGUUGGAAUUAGAUGGGAAAUUGUCAGUGAUUCAGAUUUCUAGUGUUUGGAUGAACAUUUGGGUAUUGCAAGAUUACGAAAACGGACAUUGGGAUUUGAUUGAUCGUGUGAGUUUGCGUUGUAUUCGUGGAAUGGUGCCUGGGAUUUUCCCGAUAAGUCAAGGGGGUGAUUAUGUCUUUCUUGCUAGUCAUAAGCAGGUUUUGGUGUAUCAAAGAAAGACAAGAAUUUGGAAGGAAAUGUACUCUGUGAAGAACAAUUCCACAAUGCCCUUGUGGUUCUCUGCGCAUUCUUUUGGUGGUACGAUUCUUUCGUGUCGUUAAUUUGCGUAAUGACUAAUUUGCCCCUGUUUUGUACAGUUUCUGUUGGCUUUUCAUGAUUGUGAGUGAAUUCUGUUGAAGAAAAUGAUUGGUAUUAUUGUACAUAACUUACAUGUAGUGGAAUGCAUUGCAAUGCUCUCUCUCUC
Messenger RNA from Lactuca sativa (garden lettuce), 1524 nucleotides. RefSeq names its product F-box family protein. Gene Ontology annotation, molecular function: protein binding. The record is from RefSeq and is a predicted model, not a curated record. NCBI's taxonomy places the organism in Eukaryota, Viridiplantae, Streptophyta, Magnoliopsida, Asterales, Asteraceae.